Messenger RNA from Symbiodinium natans, 450 nucleotides. Lineage: Eukaryota; Dinophyceae; Suessiales; Symbiodiniaceae. The record is from the annotation of a GenBank genome assembly.
AUGGCUCGCAGCUUGUCCUUCGUCGCGGUGGUGGUGGGUGGCCUGAGCGCAUGGGCUUUGUGCCAGUGCUUUGUGAACUCACCCGCCGCAAAGCGUGAGAUCAAUGUUGUCCGAUACGAUGAGAUGCCGGCGGAAAGGCCAGGAUACUACCCGGUGGGCAACGCCAAGCGGACGGCACCUUACGGCGAGCGCGACCCUCUCCCAGAAGGCUAUGGCAUUCGCACUGGUCUGUCGGACCUGCUGAAGCCAUUGAACGCGGAGGCCGGCGUCGUUGCGAAGGAGGACAGCAUCCCCACCGUCCUUGUGAUGGUGUUUGGUAUUGUGAUGCUCUUCCUCUUCUACUUGCUCCUGCUGCUGCUCGACAACCAGUCCGUGCUGCUUCCGCCCGAGGACGAGUUCGACGAGUAUGUGGCCAACUUCUUGCCAUACUUCUUCUUCGGUGAGAAGUGA